This is a messenger RNA of Macrosiphum euphorbiae (potato aphid), 1302 nucleotides long. The record is from the annotation of a GenBank genome assembly. Lineage: Eukaryota; Metazoa; Arthropoda; Insecta; Hemiptera; Aphididae.
AUGGCAAAUCAAUAUAAAGGAUGUUGUGUGUCUAUUAAUUGUGUGGAUGGUUCAGUCGUUCAAGGUGAAGUGAGCGGUAUGUCGGAUGACAAUGAAACUCUAAUCCUAAAACGACCAUUUAAAAAUGGUAUACCACAUACUGAAAAAGAAAUUCGUUUAAAAGCCUCGAUGAUAGAGAACCUAAAGAUUAUAAAAGCGCAACUAGAAAAUGAACCAGUUAUCAAUAAUAGCCAAGUAGCCAAAAAUAUUAAAAAAAGUGUCCCAGUACCUAAACCAAACAAUGUCAAGCAAAAGAAUAAAACAAAAAUUGCUUCUAAUUCUGAACCUGAACAACCACCGCAGAAUUUUACAAAUCAUAAAGAAAGAAAUGAUGCUUGUUUUGGUGUAUCACUUGAUACAAUUGUCAAGGAAGAUUUUGAUUUCGAAAAAAAUUUAGCUUUAUUCAACAAAAAAGCUUUUUAUAAUAAAAUUCAUAAGAAACCAGAUCUUGUUCCACAUGAAAAAGUUUCAAAUAAAUAUAAACAUAAUGAGAAUGUAUUACAUUCUACUCCAGUCAAAUUCAGACAAGUUACAGUUCCUUCCCCUGCUAUCAAUGAGUAUAUAACAGAUGAUGGACUAGUUGUUCCAAGUAUAACAUCAGAAUUACGAUGGAAACUGUUUAAUCUAGUGGAAGAGAAUGGUUUAACAACAGGACGUCAAAAUGAGAUAAUUGGGCGAGCUGCUACUGAAAUGGUGUUGCAACUUUUAGGUGGAGGUUAUAGAUUUAAUCCCAGAAAUGAACACCAAUGGCCUAGAGUAGUGGUUUUAUGUGGACCUAAUCGAUCAGGUGCAAUGGGUGUGAAUUGUGCAAGACAAUUAAGCAGUUAUGGUGUCCAUACUGUAGUUGUACUUUCUGAACCAGGAUUGUAUACUCCACAGUUAGCUAAUGAAAUGGCUUUAUAUCAAUUUACAACUGGUACACUUAUUACUAGUGCAGCAGAGUUGCACGGUUUAUUAGAUCCAGAUUUUGUAGUAGUAUCUUUGGCUGAUGAACAAACUGAUACUGUAUCUCGAAAUAUUACUAACUGGGCUAAAUCAGUUAGAUCACCAUUAAUGGCCAUUGAUCCUCCAUCACAAGGUACACCUUCAGUAGUAGUGAAAUAUUCUCUAGUACCUGCUUUACCUUUAUCUUACAGUGAAUCAAAUGGUAAAAUUUAUCUUUGUAAUAUGGGUAUACCUACUCAAGUAUUUCAUUUAACUGGAAUCCAGUAUAAAUCACCAUUUGGUUCUAAAUCUGUAAUACCCUUACACAAUAAUGAGUGA